Messenger RNA from Porites lobata, 3531 nucleotides. The record is from the annotation of a GenBank genome assembly. NCBI's taxonomy places the organism in Eukaryota, Metazoa, Cnidaria, Anthozoa, Scleractinia, Poritidae.
CAUCACUGUCCAUUACUACACAUCACUGUCCAUCACUACCCAUCACUAUACAUCACUAUACAUCACUAUCCAUCACUACACAUCACUGUCCAUCACUACACAUCAACAUCACUAUCCAUCACUAAACAUCACUGUCCAUUACUACACAUCACUGUCCAUCACUACACAUCACUAUCCAUUACUACACAUCACUAUCCAUCACUAUACAUCACUGUCCAUCACUACACAUCACUACACAUCACCACCCCACUACCCAUCACUACACAUCACCACCCAUCACUAUCCAUCACUAUCCAUCACUAUCCAUCACUAUCCAUCACUACACAUCACCACCCAUCACUAUCCAUCACUAUCCAUCACUAUCCAUCACUACACUACACCACCCAUCACUACCCAUCACUACACAUCACCACCCAUCACUAUCCAUCACUAUCCAUCACUACCCAUCACUACCCAUCACUAAACAUCACUACCCAUCACUAUCCAUCACUACCCAUCAGUACCCAUCACUGCACAUCACUACCAAUCACUAUCCAUCACUACACAUCACUAUCCAUCACUGCACAUCACUAUCCAUCACUUCACAUCGCUGUCCAUUACUACACAUCACUGUCCAUCACUACCCAUCACUAUACAUCACUAUACAUCACUAUCCAUCACUACACAUCACUGUCCAUUACUACACAUCACUGUCCAUCACUACACAUCACUACACAUCACUAUCCAUCACUACACAUCACUGUCCAUCACUACACAUCAACAUCACUAUCCAUCACUACACAUCACUGUCCAUUACUACACAUCACUGUCCAUCACUACACAUCACUAUCCAUUACUACACAUCACUAUCCAUCACUAUACAUCACUGUCCAUCACUACACAUCACUACACAUCACCACCCAUCACUAUCCAUCACUAUCCAUCACUAUCCAUCACUAUCCAUCACUACACAUCACCACCCAUCACUAUCCAUCACUAUCCAUCACUACCCAUCACUACACAUCACCACCCAUCACUAUCCAUCACUAUCCAUCACUAUCCAUCACUACACCUCACCACCCAUCACUAUCCAUCACUAUCCAUCACUAUCCAUCACUAUCCAUCACUACACAUCACCACCCAUCACUACCCAUCACUACACAUCACCACCCAUCACUAUCCAUCACUAUCCAUCACUACCCAUCACUACCCAUCACUAAACAUCACUACCCAUCACUAUCCAUCACUACCCAUCAGUACCCAUCACUGCACAUCACUACCAAUCACUAUCCAUCACUACACAUCACUAUCCAUCACUGCACAUCACUACCCAUCCAUCACUAUCCAUCACUAUCCAUCCAUCACUAUCCAUCUAUCCAUCAUUACACAUCACAUCCAUCACUAUCCAUCACUACCCAUCAUCACUAUCACUACCCAUCACUACAUCCAUAACUAUCCAUCACUACAUCACCACCUAUGUGUCAUCCAUCAACAUAACUGUCCAUCACUCACCCAUCACCACCCAUCACUGUCCAUCACUAUCCAUCACUAUCCAUCACUAUCCAUCACUACCCAUCACUAUCCAUCAUACCCACUACCCAUCCAUCAUACCACUAUCCAUCACUACCCAUCACUAUCCAUCACUACCCAUCACUAUCCAUCACUAUCCAUCACUAUCCAUCACUAUCCAUCACUAUCACUACCAUCACUACAUCCAUCACUACAUCACUACCCAUCACUAUCCAUCAUCACUAUCCAUCACUAUCCAUCACUCCAUCACAUCACUAUCCAUCACAUCCAUCACUACUAUCCAUCACAUCCCCUACCCAUCACUACCAUCUGUACACAUCAUCCAUCACUAUCCAUCACUAUCCAUCCAUCUCAUCACUGUCCAUCACUACUGUCCAUCACUACCCAUCACUAUCCAUCACUACCCAUCACUAAACAUCACUAUCCAUCACUACCCAUCACUAUCCAUCACACAUCACUGUCCAUCACUUCAUCCUAUCACUAUCCAUCACUAUCCAUCACUAUCCAUCACUGUCCAUCACUCAUCCAUCACUACACAUCACUAUCCAUCACUAUCCAUCACUAUCCAUCACUAAACAUCACUGUGCAUCACUACACAUCACUAUCCAUCACUACAUCUCUGUCCAUCACUACAUAUCACUACCCAUCACUAUCCAUCACUACCAUCACUCACUCCAUCACUGUCCAUUACUACACAUCACUAUCCAUCACUACCAUCACUAUACAUCACUACACAUCACUAUCCAUCAUCACUGUCCAUCACACUGUCCAUCACUGUCCAUCACUAUCCAUCACUACACAUCACUAUCCAUCACCAUCACUCACUACAUCACUAUCCAUCACUACACAUCACAUCACCACAUCACUAUCCAUCACUGUCCAUUACUACACAUCACUGUCCAUCACUACACAUCACUAUCCAUCACUACACAUCACUAUCCAUCACUAUACAUCACUAUCCAUCACUACACAUCACUGUCCAUCACUACUAUCCAUCACUACAUCCAUCACUACACAUCACCAUCACUAUCAUCACUACACAUCACUGUCCAUCACUAAACAUCACUGUCAUCACUACACUAUCACUAUCCAUCACUAUCCAUCACUAUCCAUCAUCAUCACUGUCCAUCACUACACAUCACUGUCCAUCACUAUCCAUCACUAUCAUCACUUCACAUCACUGUCCAUUACUACAUCACUAUCCAUCAGUACACAUCACUGUCCAUCACUAAACAUUCACUGUCCAUCACUAUCCAUCACUACACAUCACUCUCCAUCACCACACACUAAACAUCACUCCAUCACUACACAUCACUAAACAUCACUGUGCAUCACUACACAUCACUAUCCAUCACACCCAACUCUGUCCAUCCAUCACUAAACAUCACUACAUCCACUAAACAUCACAUCACUCACUAUCCAUCACUUCACAUGGCUGUCCAUUACUAGACAUCACUGUCCAUCACUACCCAUCACUGCCAAUCACUCUACAUCACUAUCCAUCACUACACAUCACUAUCCAUUACUACACAUUACCGUCCAUCACUACACAUCACUAUCCAUCACUACACAUCACUAUCCAUCACUACACAUCACUGUCCAUCACUACACAUCACUGUCCAUCACUACCCAUCACUAGACAUCACUAUCCAUCACUACACAUCACUGUCCAUUACUACACAUCACUGUCCAUCACUACACAUCACUAUCCAUCACUACACAUCACUGUCCAUCACUACACAUCACUGUCCAUCACUGCUCAUCACUGUCCAUCACUACCCUUCACUAGACAUCACUAUCCAUCACUACACAUCACUGUCCAUUACUACACAUCACUGUCCAUCACUACAGAUCACUAUCCAUCACUACACAUCACUAUCCAGCACUAUACAUCACUGUCCAUCACUACACAUCACUAAAGAUCACUGUCCAUCACUACCCAUCGCUGUCAAUCACUACACAUCACUAAACAUCACUGUCCAUCACUACCCAUCACUGUCAAUCACUACACAUCACUUCUGA